AACAACCAACCGAAGACGCGAGAGCAGACUAGCAGAGCCCUCCGCCGGCCGCUCCGCGGCGCGCGUUCAGGCCGAGGCAGGCACCCCACACAGCCCGUGCGCGCGCCGCGCCCGGCCAAAAGCCCCAAAACCCCUGGCGCGGGCGGACGCGCCCACCGAAAACCCGCCGCCCCUCCCCUUCUCGUGCUCUCCCCGCCACGCCAUCGUAUGAGCCAGCGCCGCGCGCGCGGUCUCCUCGCGCCACCGCCCCACCCCACCCCAGUGCGCCCACUUCGUCGCCCUGCCUAGUCCGGUAGUCCCGCCACGCCGCGCUGGUCCGACCGCUCCCUCUGCUGCCGCUCUAUCAUCCGACGCCGCGGCCGAUGGAGUUCCCCGCCGCGGCUCGGGUGGCCCCGCGCCCGGCGCCCGCCGGUGGUUCCCUACCCGCCCGCGACCGGCGGGUCGGCGGGGGAGCGAUCGGGAUCGGCUAGCCCCGCCGUGCCGCGGCGCCGAAGCUCUCGCUGCUCCCCGCCGUCGCGAGACGAGCGGUCUCCGCGGCGGGAGGAGGAGGAGGCCACCUGCUUCCCAGGCGCUUCGUCGCUCGCUCGGCAGGCGGCGGCGAUGGGCGAGGACGCCGAGGGCGACCGAUCGUCUCCGGCGCGCGCGUCCCCGCCGGAUGCUGCGGUGGGUGCAAGUGCAACUACUGCGCGAAAUUCAGUGGGCGAUCAUCCUGAAGGAAUCAGGAGGGAGCUCAUCAAUCUGGCCGUGCCUGCCAUAGUUGGGCAAGCAAUCGAUCCUGUGGCGCAGUUACUGGAGACAGCAUAUAUUGGCCGUCUAGGUCCUGUGGAAUUGGCUUCAGCCGCUGUUGGUGUGUCAGUAUUCAACAUCAUAUCAAAGCUCUUCAACAUACCCCUCCUAAGCAUCACGACUUCAUUCGUAGCUGAAGAUGUUUCAAAGCAUGAUUCUUCACAGCUUGCUUCAGGAAAUAUAUCAAGCGAGAUUGGAGAAAGAAAGAGGCUGCCGUCCAUAUCUUCUGCUUUACUCUUGGCAGCUGCAAUCGGUGUCAUUGAAGCCUUGGCUUUGAUUCUGGGGUCUGGAAUGCUCCUCAACAUUAUGGGUGUCUCCCAAAUUGGGAUCGAGAGCAGGACCAUGGUGGUUUUUGCACCAGAAAGAACCCAGAUACAAGUUACAUUCAAGAAAUGUUGAUUCCAGGAGCUGAUUAGCCUGAUGGCGAGAUUAGGAUGCAAAAAGGGACUUAUGAAAGGCGCACUAAAAUAUCAAAACAUAUUUCCUUUAGCAUUAUGUUGACUUCUGUGAAUGUUUCCGACCAUUAGGUAGUUUUUAAACUUACAGUUCAAGAGUAAAGGUACAUCAGACAAAGUUCACUUGUAGGUCUCACAUAGGUGAUGAAUGUUCGAUAUUAUCUUCUCUGUGCUUGAAUUUGAAGCUGUAGACAGAACAUUGCAGACUAAUUUUAGGUCGAUCUGGUAAUUCAAACCAUACAGUUGAAACACCAUACAGAUUUUACUUGUAGGUUACACAUUGCUAAUGAUAGCUCAUUAUUUCUCCUGCCUGAA
Panicum virgatum (switchgrass) is the source of this 1556-nucleotide messenger RNA. Its product is annotated as protein DETOXIFICATION 45, chloroplastic-like. The transcript has 6 exons. The coding region runs from base 601 to 1185 and encodes 194 amino acids. NCBI's taxonomy places the organism in Eukaryota, Viridiplantae, Streptophyta, Magnoliopsida, Poales, Poaceae. The record is from RefSeq and is a predicted model, not a curated record.